Molecule: messenger RNA, 3495 nt
Organism: Trichosporon asahii var. asahii CBS 2479
Lineage: Eukaryota; Fungi; Basidiomycota; Tremellomycetes; Trichosporonales; Trichosporonaceae
Product: ubiquitin-specific protease
Exons: 10
Coding region: 1-3495 (1164 amino acids)
Biological process (GO): protein deubiquitination
Molecular function (GO): cysteine-type deubiquitinase activity
Source: RefSeq, a predicted model, not a curated record
AUGUCUCGCCCUCCCCUCCCCUCCCCCCCUGGCUCGGGGCAUGACCAACCCCACCGCACAUUCGACCAGCUCAAGCUGCUCGCAUUCGACAACAGCCCCCCGGACAAGUACUCGCCGAAACAAUGGUUCGACACCGCCCUCCGCCAGGCUGAGCACGCCCGCCAGGCUGAAAGACGACAGAACAAGGCAGAGCAGUUCAUCGCGUACACCCGCCUCGUCACGGCGUACAACAACGCCCUCCACCACUCGCGCAUCCGGGAGGCCAAGGCUGCGGACCCCGCUUGGGCGACUCGCCUGACCGACUUCAAGCAGACCUGGGAGCAGGCCCUCCACAAGGCCAAGGCGCUGAAGGAGGAACUCCGCCAGGCUGACGCAGCGCUCAUGUCGCCUCCUCCACCGCCGAAGCCGCAGCCGGAGAAGCAGGGAGCGCGAACCAGGAGGAUCGAUCGCGGACCGGAUGAAAGCGCUUUCCGGCCGUGGGAUGGACGUCAAGCGGAUCAGCCGCGAGCUGCCCGCGAACGGCAGCCGACCUCCCUCGGUCUCGCAAGCCUGAGCACGGGCGGGUCGUCUAAAUCGACCGGCAGCAGCAUUGAGCAGCAGCCGUCACCCGUUGCGAACGGUCACCUCGGGCUUAUCAACAAUGUCCCGUCGCCUGCACCGGAUUCCGGGCGACCGUCGCCCGUGCGAGGCGCACUUCCGAAGCCCCCGGGUCCACCGGGGAUGCAGCGGUCGCCGUCUGACUCUGACGCAGCGCUCGCACACUUCGAACAAUCGUUCCCUUCCAUCGACACAUUCGCCACACAGUUCGAAAAAGUCGACCUCCCCGAACUUCCAUCAUUCCCCUCCUUCCCAUCACUACCGAGCGUACCGACCGACCUGCCCGGACAGCCGCGUCCGCCCCUUCCUCCGCCCCCAGCACCGAUCGACCCCAAAGACGUUGUUCCUUCCCCGCCGAGUCCGGACCUUGACUCAGAGAUCCGCCGCCCAGCAUCCCAGCCCGCCGAGACAAAGAAGGACGAGGCGUUCUCUCCGCCGACAGAGGAGCUGAGCGCGCUCGACCUCGAAUCGUCCGUUGCGACUGCGAAGCCGAUCCCACCUGCUCCGGACCAUCAAUUGCGCUUCGACGCCGCGAAGAAGCCGCCACCGGAAACGAUGCCGGUCCCGUCACCGCGGCACGAGGACUCGUCACUGGCACCUUCCCCGCGGACAUCGUCAAGGGCCGUAGCGCAGCCGUCUACGAGCCCUGGAUCGGGAUCCACUGCCGUCGCCAUCCCAGGAUACAGUCCGACGCACGCGGGCAAGCCGACGUUCCCCCGCACAAAUGUGCUGGAGCCUAACGACCUGCGGACGUACUUCAUGAACUUUGACGUGGACGUGCUCCUCCUCGACGUUCGAUCUGAGGAUGAGUGGAAGAAGUCUUACGUCGGAGCAGAGUAUUACAACCGUGGUUGUCACAUCAACGUUGUCUGGAUCGACCCAACGAUCAUCAUGCGAUCGGGCAUGACGUCGGCGGGUCUCGAGGACGCACUGUCCCUGUCUCCGCCAGCGCAGCAGGAGGCUUUCGCCAGGCGGCACCAGUACGACCUGGUCGUGAUUUACGACUCGCGAUCGAAGAACUUCCCUCCGAAGGGUGCAGACCCGACCCCCGUUUCGCGCAUGUGGGACAUGAUUUAUUCGAACGAGUACUCCAAGAUCCUUCCGCGGUGUCCGGUCCUGCUCGUGGGCGGAUAUCAGGGGUGGUUCGAGUUCAUCGACUUCCGUGCGCGCCAAGGUGCUGCGCGGCAGAACCAGGCGCAGGGUCACAAGCCGGUCAACAGCAUCAGCGAGAAGGAGGCGGCCGAGAAGCGCGCGAAGCGACAGCAGCACGUGUACCAGCCCGGAAGCUAUGCCAAGGGCAUCCCCGACACGUUCAGCAGCGGCUCCCCGCAGUCCAUGACUGGCGGAUACCACUCGCACUCGGCUAGUUUGUCGCACCACUUCCCGUCGAGCUACAAUGCGGCACCGUAUCAGUCGCCGUACUCGACGCCGGGUACACCGGGAGACUACGCCGCGGCGCCGGCACGACCCUCCCUCCCACCGAAGCACGGAAGCUCGCAGUCGAUCAGCUCGUACGCCGGUGCUGGCGGCAUCGCGCCGUUACCGAAGGCCUCGAUCCACCCCGGAGCUGGCACACGGCGGCAGAGUGGCUACCUCGACAGCCAGUAUAGCGGACAUCACGCCUCGCGCCCGUCGAUCGACUAUCCCCAGCCGCACGCCCUGGGCAGGUUACCGCAACAGCCGCCGGCGGCGGCCUCGCACUCGCUCGAGCGGCGGGACAGCCGCACUCUCGUCCGCGCAGAUGUGCGGCACGAUCAGCUCGCCCCUAACAGCGGGUGCCGGUAUUGGCGCGAUCCGAAGCUGGGCCUUACGGGUCUCAAGAACCUCGGCAACACGUGCUACAUGAACUCGACCAUUCAGUGUCUGUCGGCCACGCUGCCGUUCGCGCGGUUCUUCCUCGAUGGGCAUUACAAGAAGGAGGUCAAUCUCACCAACACGCUUGGUACGAGGGGUAACCUCGCGCACGCCUUUGCGGAACUUCUGUCCGCGCUCUGGAAGGAGCACUACACCUUCCUCUCCCCAAUCACUUUUAGACAGAAAUCCAUCAUCAACUUCAAGUCCGACUUCGCGGGCACGGAGCAGCACGACUCGCAAGAGUUCCUCUCCUUCGUCAUGGACGGUCUGCACGAGGACCUGAACCGCGUGCGGGUCAAGCCGAAGCCGGUCGAGAUGACACCCCAGCGCGAGGCUGAGCUGGAGACGCUCCCGCCUCAGAUCGCCUCCGACAAGGAGUGGGCCAUCUACAAGCAGCGCAACGACAGCUUCAUUGUCGACGUGUUCCAGGGACAGUACAUGAACCGCAUGGAGUGCCUCACGUGUCACAAGUGGCUCACGCUUGACUUGCCGACGAGCCGCAAGCCGAUUGUGCUUCCCGAGCUGUUUGACCGAUACGUCCAGCCGGAGAUCCUGGACGGUGAUGACAAGUGCCCGAAGCUUCGCCAGCUCCGACCGAAGCUGACAUACAGGUUCUGUCCGCGAUGCAAGAAGAACCGCCGCGCGUCCAAGACGAUGACGAUCGUGCGCCUCCCGCCGGUUCUCAUGAUCCAGCUGAAGCGCUUCCUGCCCGUCAACGGGGGUCAGUUCUGGGACAAGUCGGACACGCCGGUCAUUUUCCCGUUAAAGAACCUCGACUUGACGCGGUACGUCCCCGUCCGCCAGCCGAACGGGACAGAAGACCUCGACGACCCCCGCACCCAGAUCGGGCCGUUCAAAUACGACCUCUACGCCGUCAGUAACCACAUGGGCACACUGUCGAGCGGGCACUCAGACACCGCGUUCGUGAAGGGCUCAGACCACUGGAGCUUCUGCGAGGACUCGCGCGUGACGCCCGCAACGGAGCAGGACGUGGUGAACCGCCCGGCGUAUAUCCUAUUCUACAAGAGGGUGCUAGCUCAGUAA